Molecule: messenger RNA, 2768 nt
Organism: Ooceraea biroi (clonal raider ant)
Lineage: Eukaryota; Metazoa; Arthropoda; Insecta; Hymenoptera; Formicidae
Product: protein YIPF1
Biological process (GO): vesicle-mediated transport
Cellular component (GO): Golgi apparatus; membrane
Molecular function (GO): small GTPase binding
Source: RefSeq, a predicted model, not a curated record
AUUGAGUCAGCCGUAAUUUCAAAUAGUACGUGUCAUUUCUACUUCGUGGUGAGCUGUCACGAAUGUCAUGGAGAUACAUUGAUUAACCGAACGGAGUGCGUAUGUCAAAUCGAGAAUAAAAAGGAAUUUCACGCUAAACGAUGGACGGCGGUCAACCAAAAAACACGGAUCCGCAAUUUAUGUCCUUUCAGGACUUCCCAUCAAUAAGUUACGCUGGCAAUGCCGAGGGACAGCUAGGCGCUUCUACUCAACCGUUCAAUAACCUGUCAAAUGAUUCUACGGGCAUUGGCAUUAUAGAGGAUUUGCAAGGAAUACCGGGCAGAAGCGAAGCUACUACCGAGCACAGCUUCUGGACCGUCGAAUAUUAUCAAAAGUUUUUCAAUGUCAAUACGAACGAUGUUCUGGAACGACUCAAGAGAUCCAUGAUACCGCACGGUAGUGACAAUUAUCUCCUAACGCACAUCAGACCGAAUCCGGAUUUGUACGGUCCGUUCUGGAUAUGCGUGACGCUGGUGUUCUCCAUUGCGGUCAGCGAAAAUAUGGCUAACUAUUUACAAACCGCUGACUCCGCCAAGUAUCAUUGGAAAUAUGACUUCCACGUAGUGUCGUACGCAGCUACUUUUAUAUUUUUAUAUGCCUGGUUAUUGCCAAUAGCCCUGUGGGGCACAUUAAAAUGGAGUAGCAGCUCGAGAAACACGGAAGAAGAGCUGAUCGAGUCUCAAGCUGUUCCCGGUCUUCUGGAAUUGUUAUGCUUAUAUGGCUAUUCUCUGGCGAUAUAUAUCCCAGUGACAUUUCUGUGGACAAUUCAAAUUGGUUGGUUACAGUGGUGUUUAGUCAUACUGGCAACGAUCUUAUCUGGCGGUGUCUUACUCAGAUCAUUAUUGCCAAUUAUUGCAGGGAAACAUAGGAUCAUAUACGUCGCUGUAAUUCUGGGGAUGCAUCUACUGUUAGCAGCAGGAUUUAUGCUGUACUUCUUUCAUGUGCCAUACAAGAAAGGUGUGUCAAACGUGGCUGAAGUAAUAGCUUCCACAACGCAACACGCUAAUAUGUUGCACAAAGUAGCACAAAACAGCAGUUUAAACGUGGGGUCAACGCCAGCAUCUUGAAUCAUUCAAAUAUGAUGAAAUCUGAUGAUAAAGAUAGACGUAACUCCUCGGAUUGAAUCGGGAGAACUCAUUUAUUCGCGUAUCGAACGUCGUUUUAUGCAAAGAGAUAUCGUUACCCCGAUGUUCGUUCGACAUACUUCAUCGCACAUGGCGCUAAUCAACGUGUCAGCUUUGCUCGUGUAAAUUUAGCAUUUAUACUGUGAUUGUAAGCUAUAAUAUAUUAAUAAUAAAGAAAAAUAUUGUACAUUGACUGGUUCCACGUUUUUCCGCGGAGCCAAAAUUACCCGUCGGCUCGAUGUCCGUCGUCCUCAGUCGCGUAAACUAAGGGUAAAAUGACACAAGAGUACCGAAGAGAGUGUACGGUUGAUUUAUUUCACAGCCCUAUGGCAAUAUAGGGGUGCGUCACCACAUCAACGCAACACACAUAUCAUUUAUAAUCAUACGAAAUAAUCUCCACGACGUUGUACAAUAAUGUGAUCGCGCGGUAUUCAGCACUUAUAAUAUACAGUAGAUUACAUUAUUGAUCGCACAUAAUUCAUUAGUGUCUUGCUCAUUUUACCGAUGUGACAAAAGGCAACAUUUAUUUUGUAAUUGUUAAUCGUUAGUGUUAUUAUCGUCGGUGUAGUCUAAUACAUAUGCCAUGACAAUAGUAAUUUGCUCGCGUUGCGGUGUGCCGGUGAAAUAUAUGCACAUGCCGCUCGAUUCUGACUCCGUUUUCCGUUGAGUCUCUCCCGCGAGGGAUAAUUCGCACUCCCUAAAAAAAGAAAUCGCGGAUUUCGAGAAAAGCCGCGGCUAAAGGAAAUCUGCUCUCUAUCAAUAAUGCACCGCACGUAUCCACAAAGAGAGAGUCCGACGUAUCUCGAAAACUAAUUUUUCGAAAAAUCGUAUUCUUUCGAAACAUCACCGGAACGCUCCAACGGAUCGUUCGUCUCGGUGAUGAUUUGCUUACAAGCCUUGUCGAUGUGAGCGUACGUAUAAAAUACCAGAGAAUGCUACGGAUAAAAGUCUAGAAUUAUUACACUUGGUCGAGCACCAGAUUUCUUCUUCUUUUACAUUACAUCGUCUUCAAUUAUACAGAUGACUCGAGAUUGUUAGUGUCGAAUUCUUUUAAUUCUCACGAAGCAAUUUAUUAUAUAUUGAAACACGGAGAAAUCACACUUGCGUUUAUCGCAAGUUAGAAACUAUUGAUCGUUUAGUCACGUCAAGGUUGAUUAAUCUUGAAUAAUUGAAUUUUCUCCUUCUACGUGUACGUAUGCAAUAUAUAGAGUAGCUACACGUGUUAUAGCUAACGCUAUCAUCUAGAGAAGAGAGACAUUUAUCUUAUAUAAACAUGAUAUACGAACAAGAAAUCUAAUCUUUUUGUGACUUGGUAGAGAAGGCCAAAUGUGCCUAUGUCCAAGCAUGUAAUAUCUUUUCUUUCCUCUUUUCAGGAAGUGGUGCUCGACAAUGAGAGGCUGUAACGGCUGUUGAAAUUUAAUACAGCUAAGUGCUCACAACGACGUUGGUCCGACAUGUUUACCAGAUAUUGCAGUCAAAGAUUGCGAAUAGGCAGGAACGAUAAUAAUAAUAAUAGUUGAUAAAUCUAUGACAGUCUAGUAUCGAGUUACUGCUUCUCGUUAUUUUUUUUUCUGUUCUAUUAAUAUAUUUUCAAUGUUACACACA